This is a messenger RNA of Colossoma macropomum (tambaqui), 1206 nucleotides long. It is a transcript of the gene alx1, whose product is annotated as ALX homeobox 1. Bases 246 to 1202 code for a protein of 318 amino acids. Gene Ontology annotation, molecular function: DNA-binding transcription activator activity, RNA polymerase II-specific; RNA polymerase II transcription regulatory region sequence-specific DNA binding. NCBI's taxonomy places the organism in Eukaryota, Metazoa, Chordata, Actinopteri, Characiformes, Serrasalmidae. Gene Ontology annotation, biological process: negative regulation of DNA-templated transcription; positive regulation of transcription by RNA polymerase II; embryonic skeletal system morphogenesis. The transcript is spliced from 4 exons. The record is from RefSeq and is a predicted model, not a curated record.
CUGAGAGUCUGCUGAGUGUCUGAGCGUGCCUCUGCCCCAUGGGUGGAGUUUCUCUUCUCCAUAUUCAGGAGCUGGGAGGCUGCUGGGAGCCCCCUGCGCUCGGACGUAUAAAGAGAGCCCCUUAAGGUCCCUUUAAGACGAGACAAAUGAACCGCGAGCGCAAAUCAGCGGGUCCACGCAUUGCGAAACAGCCAGACACUUAUGGUGAGCUUCGAGGAGCCUGAGGAGAGAAACGAGGCCAGCGGAUGAUGAUGAUGAUGGAAUACAUGACGGACAAGUUCUCCAUGAAAAGUGAAGCGAUUAAGGCCAGUGAGUACUACAUGGGAGCGGGCAGCACGCUGGAGCAGGUGAUGGAGAGUUUAGAGAGCGUGCAGUACUACGACAAGACUUCACCCAAGUGUGUGCACUCCUACUCCCUCCAGACCAGCGAGCAGCACAGCAGAAUGGACAGGGCCUCGCCGUGUGACAACCAAAACAAUCCAGCGUACCGCGCGCCUGAGGCGGACGAGGAGAGCUCGCGCGCCCCCGAGAGCCGCGAGCGCAGCGACGUGGACGAGCUGGCGGAGAAAGCGGACAGUAACGUGUCCAGCAGCAAAAAGCGGCGCCACCGGACCACCUUCACGAGCGCGCAGCUCGAGGAGCUCGAGAAGGUCUUCCAGAAAACCCACUACCCAGAUGUGUACGUGAGAGAACAGCUGGCCAUGAGGACGGAGCUGACCGAGGCCAGAGUGCAGGUCUGGUUCCAGAACCGCAGAGCUAAGUGGAGGAAGAGGGAGCGUUAUGGACACUUGCAGCAGCCCAAAGGCCCUUACAGCAACACAUAUGAGCUCACGGCCUUACCCAGAACAGACACCUACUCACAGAUUCCCAACAACUUGUGGACGGCUCCAUCCUCUGGUGGCUCCGUGGUGUCGUCCUGCAUGAUCCCACGAGGUUCCCCGCCUUGCGUGCCGUCCCCGUACCCCCAUUCUCCUCGAGCCCCCGAGCACAGUUACAUGGGCUUCUCCAACCACCAGCAGAACCAGUUUGGCGUCAAUCACGUCUCCCUCAACAACUUCUUUGCUGAUUCGCUCUUGGCUCCAGCGCCCAAUGGGCACGCAGCGUUUGAGAGCAAGCCUGAAUUUGAGCGGCGGUCCUCCAGCAUCGCUGUCCUAAGGAUGAAAGCCAAAGAGCACACAGCCAACAUCUCCUGGGCCAUGUGAGCCC